GGCGGCGAUCGCACGGGUCGCCCGUUCGACUCCCGGUUGAGGCUAACACAUAAAUAGGUUAUCUAGCAAUUACGAUGGUCGUUGUUAGUUUAAGUGUACACGUGAAAAGGAAAUAACAUAAAAAAAUCAAUUAACGUUAGUUUUAGUGUUGAACUUACAUAUUUGUGGAAUUUUAACUACAAGAUAAUAAGUUUUCAGUUUCACUUUCUUUACUUAAUAGCCUAAACAUUAAAGUUCAAAAUGGGUUGCGGAUCCUCAAGCACAGCUGUCCCGGUCACCGAGGAGACGUCUAACGGAGCUGCCAAGACUGCUUCUAAUGGCGCUGGAGUGAAGAACCAUCAUCAUGAUGACCCUGACGAUCUGCCCACUGUGGUGCUGCCUGAGACGCCGGUUAUACCGAAACCACCCGUGGCCUUCGAAAUACCUCUAGAAGAGUUUGACGCAGCCAAGAGACCGUCCACCCCUCCCCCUCACCUGCAGAGGCUGCUGCAGCCAGUGCAGCCGGAGAUCAGCCUGCCUGACAUCGAGGAGAAGUUAGCUGAAGCUGAGCAGAGGAGACUGUCUAUACUGCAAGCGAGAGCGGCGUCUGCGCAGAAGAGGACGCAGAAGAUUAUGAAGAACGUACAAGAAAUGGACAUACUUGACUCCGAGCAUGAACAUACUGAGCCCACGAAACACGUGACGAAUAGUCUGACGAUCCCUCCAGAGCCUGGGGUGUGUGAAGACAAAAAUAUUUGAUAAGUUACUGUCGAUACAUAAGUUAAA
This is a messenger RNA of Helicoverpa armigera (cotton bollworm), 765 nucleotides long. RefSeq lists its product as uncharacterized. Bases 241 to 738 code for a protein of 165 amino acids. The record is from RefSeq and is a predicted model, not a curated record. Gene Ontology annotation, biological process: regulation of microtubule polymerization or depolymerization. The transcript is spliced from 5 exons. Lineage: Eukaryota; Metazoa; Arthropoda; Insecta; Lepidoptera; Noctuidae.